Molecule: messenger RNA, 1530 nt
Organism: Sporothrix brasiliensis 5110
Lineage: Eukaryota; Fungi; Ascomycota; Sordariomycetes; Ophiostomatales; Ophiostomataceae
Exons: 2
Coding region: 1-1530 (509 amino acids)
Biological process (GO): carbohydrate metabolic process
Molecular function (GO): polygalacturonase activity
Source: RefSeq, a predicted model, not a curated record
AUGCAAAUCUCAACAAUUCUCGCAGUUCUUGCGGGCACGGCGCCUGUGCUGGCUGCAAUCUACCGCGAGGGAAACACCUGCACAGUGACGCCACAAGGGGCAGCGACAAUUAAACGGCGAUCGCCCGCACCAGAGCCAGCCGCAGCGCCGGGGCCACAGCCAGAACCGGUCUCUGACUAUAUUCCCGAGCAAAAUAUAGCCCAUGAACAGUAUCCGACCGACCGCACCGAUGCGCCGACGCCCACGUCCGUCAUCUACAACGAGGUGUAUCCGCGUCCGGAGCCGGGCAGCGACGGCGCGCGUCGAUACGACCGCAAAGCGGCGGCAGUUUCCGAGUCGAUAGCAGCGGCACGACAGGCAUCGGCGUCGGCGUCGGCGGCUGCCGCCAAGGCGCUUGCUUCGGCCAAAGCGAAAGGCUUCGCGGGUCAUGGCAGCCGGGGUCCGCUGAAUGCACGCGACACAGACACCCUGGCGAGCACGGAAGGCACCGGGGAGCGUGCCACAUUCGAUGCCGCGGCGCCCGACGAUACGCCGCAGAUUUUGGCCGCGUUCAAGCAGUGCGGCCACGACGGGCGCAUUGUGUUCUCCGAGGGCACGUACAACAUCCGGCAGGUCAUGAACACGACCGACCUGCGCAACUGUGACAUUGACAUCCUCGGCACGUUUGUGUGGAGCGGCGACAACAUCCCGUACUGGCUAACGCACAGCUACUCGGUGACCUAUGCGGGACGGUCGACGGCGUGGUUGCUGGGCGGGACGAACGUGUCGAUGCGCGGGUACGGCAAGGCGCUCUUCAACGGCAACGGGCAGACCUGGAUCGACCAGAACCACGGGCAGAGCAACCAGAACGGGCGGCCCAUCAGCCUGACAAUCUGGCACGGCACCAACAUUUUCAUCGAUGGCAUCACAUGGCGCAUGUCGCAGUUCUGGCACACGUUUGUGGCGCACAGCCAGAAUGUGACGAUGACGAACCUGGACAUGGACACGCACAGCAGCAACUCGAAUUCGGCGGUGAACACGGACGGCACGGACACCUGGAAUUCGUGCGAUGUUGUGAUUUCGAACUGGACGGUGAAAUGCGGAGACCCCGACUACGUCGAGAACGUUCUCUUUGAGAACAUUACCUGCCACCACUCGUCCAACGCCGCCUGGAUCAAGACGUACCCAGGCACGGGCCAUGUGCGGAAUGUCACCUUCAAGGACAUUGUCGUCGACAACGUCGACCAGCCCAUCUAUGUCACGCCCUGCAUCUACUCGGGCAACGGCUGCGACAGCUCUCGCCUGACGAUUUCGGACGUCACCUGGAAGAACGUCACCGGCACAAGCCGAUACAACGUCGCCGUCGGCAUCCACUGCUCGUCAGGGGCACCCUGCACGGGCUUUCAUUUCGAAGACAUCGACAUCAAGCCCGUCGCGGGCGGCACUGCUAAAGUGCUGUGUUCCAACAUCAAGAACCAGGCGACCUCGGGGUUGACGUGCACUGAGACGUGUCCGGCCAAUUGGCCGCAGCAGUUGAGGGGAAACCGAUAG